Messenger RNA from Lathyrus sativus (Indian pea), 1047 nucleotides. The record is from the annotation of a GenBank genome assembly. Lineage: Eukaryota; Viridiplantae; Streptophyta; Magnoliopsida; Fabales; Fabaceae.
AUGUCUUCGUUUCUCUCAUCUCUCCUCCUCAUUUUCAUUUUCAUUUUCACAUCUCAGCUCACCAUAGCUAAAUCAUUCCAAUACUUUUGUGAUAACAACAAAGGUAACUACACAAACAACAGCAUCUACCACACAAACCUCAAAACCCUUCUAUCAACUCUCACUUCCAACACACAAAUCAACUACGGUUACUACAAUUUCUCAAACGGCCAAAACACAAACAAAGUAUACGCUGUUGGUCUCUGCAGAGGAGAUAUCAAACUCAAUGAUUGUCAAAAUUGUCUCAAAAAAUCAAGCGAUCUUCUAACACAAAAUUGUGAAAACCAAAAAGAAGCAAUCGGUUGGUACGAUGAUGAUAAAUGCAUGUUGCGUUACUCGAACCGUUCAAUCUUUGGGUUAAUGGAAAUUGGACCUGCUUAUUUUGGAUGGAAUUUGAAAAACGCAACAAAUGAAGACGAGUUUAAUGAAAAAGUGAAGAAAUUGUUGGAUGGUUUAAGAAACAAAGCUUCGUCAGGGGACAGUGACCUUAAAUAUGCUGUUGGAAGUGACAAGAUUGGUCCAAAUAAUAAUGAAACAUUAUAUGGUCUUGUUCAAUGCACACCUGAUUUGUCUAAAACAUCUUGUGAUGAUUGUUUGGUUCAAUCUAUCAAAGAAAUUCCAAAUUGUUGUAACAAUAAGAUUGGCGGUAGAAUUGUUAGACCUAGUUGUUACUUGAGAUAUGAAACCAAUUCACUUUUUUAUCAAACAACAAUAUCAGAUUCACCAUCACCAUCUUCAUCACCAUCGUUGUCACCAUCGUCCUUGCCAUUUUCAUCACCAUCAUUGUCGCCAUCGUUCUUACCAUCACCAUCACCAUCUUCAUCACCAUCGUUGUCACCAUCGUCCUUGCCAUCACCAUCACCACCAUCACUGGUGCCACCACUCUCAGCUCCUCCUCCGUUUGCACAAAACAAUACAUCACCUCAACCUCAAGAUAAGGGCAAUACGUCAAGAAAUGUCGUUCCGUUGAUGUUGUUUUUAUUGUGUUCAAUGAUAUCAUCUUUUUGA